Messenger RNA from Spodoptera littoralis (African cotton leafworm), 861 nucleotides. The record is from the annotation of a GenBank genome assembly. Lineage: Eukaryota; Metazoa; Arthropoda; Insecta; Lepidoptera; Noctuidae.
AUGGGUGUGUCUGAGCCUGGUUCCUCCACCACUCCUGACCUUCCUCCCAUGGAACACGAGCGGCCAGGGUCCGGCAGCGGCCUGGAUGACGAGGACAUUCCUCAGAGGAAACAGAGGAGAUACAGAACCACCUUCACCAGUUACCAGCUUGAUGAACUGGAGAAGGCUUUUGGAAGGACACAUUAUCCUGAUGUGUUUACGAGAGAAGAACUCGCUUUGAAAAUCGGCCUCACCGAAGCUAGAAUUCAGGUAUGGUUCCAAAACCGUCGAGCGAAGUGGCGUAAACAAGAGAAGGUGGGGCCCCACGCUCACCCCUAUAGUGGGUACCUGGGAGGGGCCCAACCGUUGCCAACAUCAGCUACUCUACCAGGGCCCCCGCAUCCAUUGUCACAACUCGGCUUUGGAUUAAGGAAACCUUUUGAUGCUGCUCUAGCUUCGUUCCGGUACGCAAGCACACCACUAUUCGGCGCUCAGUAUUUACCACCACUAUCGCGUCCACCUCUCUUCGGAGCUCCACUCUACGCGACAUCACCAGCGCACUUCCAUUCCCUAUUCGCAAAUCUAACCGUUCCCGAACCUCCCCGACUAUCACCCGAACACUCCCGACCAGUGCCCGAACUAUCCCAACUAUCCCCCGAUGUUUCCCGACCGUCGUCCGAUCAUUCCCGACUGUCGCCUGAAGUCACCCGUUCUCCCGCACCAUCCAUGUCUCCUCCAAUAUCGCCGGGAAGUGAAAGCUUGCCUAUGCACCCAGUAAUGGAUGACGUGCGCACAUCCAGCAUCGCUGCUUUAAGACUAGCGGCGCGAGAACAUGAGCUAAGAUUAGAAUUAUUAAGGCAACGAGCUGAUCUUAUGUGUUAA